AUAGAAGGACAUUGAAUUGUCCGAGUCCCUUAGAGAUGUUCGGAUGAGAACCUUGCUGCUGUUGAAAGUUCUAACAGAAACAGUAUGACCUUCUCUGUAUUCCUGAGCAUUGCGUUCAUGGUAAUUGCAACAAAAGCUGGUCCGUGCUUGGACAACCAGCACUGUUCUGACUGUGACAACACGACGGGACAUUGCCUCACUCAGUGUGACACGGGGUACUUUGAUCUGAAAUGUUUCUCUGUGUGCGAUGGGCAUUGUAAAGGUAAUCUGUGUUAUCAAUCUGCCGAGGGUAGUGGACGGUGCACCGAGGGUUGUGAGCCAGGAUAUCAAGGCCAGAGAUGCAACAUACCAUGUGACAGUCCAGGAGAUAACUGUACAGCAUGUCCAGGUGGUUGUGAUGGAGGAUAUUGUCAGCUGGGCUCAUCCUGUGUGUCUGGAUGUGUAGGCUCCUACUACGGGACUGGCUGCAACAUACCAUGUGACAGUCCAGGAGGUAACUGUACAGCAUGUCCAGGUGGUUGUGAUGCAGGAUAUUGUCAGCUGGAGUCAUCUUGUGUGUCUGGAUGUGUAGACUCCUACUACGGGAAUAGCUGCUACAACACAUGCAGUACUAACUGUCGUCGGAAUCCUUUCACCCUAGAAGAUCAGUCUUCAGUGAUGACACAGAGUGAUUGUCACAGGAAAAGUGGUGAUUGUUUCUUCGGGUGUAAACAUGGUUGGCAUGGCCCACGAUGUUCAUCUCAGUAUGAUCGCACCGAAACCAUCAAGGCCAUGCUGACUGUGGGACUACCGACAACAGCAAUAUUCGUAAUCAUAUUGGCUGUUUGCUGUCGGUUCUGCAAAUGCAGGUGCUGUCGACGUGGCAGCCGGGCAGAACCUGUCUGGGAGAACAGCGAGAUCAGCCAGGACUCGGAGUGGUCGCUUGAAGCUGACCAGUGUCCCUCAAGGAUGGACCAACAAGAGCAUCAUAGGAACCAAGGCGUAGGAUGUGAGAUGUAUGAUGUAGUGUACAGCUCUCCUGAAGAAGGGCCCGUCUCAGAUAGACGUGAGCUGCAUGGAGGGUACAGCUAUCCUAAAGAAGCACCCGUCUGAUAGACGUGAGCUGCAUGGAGGGUACAGCUCUC
Molecule: messenger RNA, 1124 nt
Organism: Haliotis rubra (blacklip abalone)
Lineage: Eukaryota; Metazoa; Mollusca; Gastropoda; Lepetellida; Haliotidae
Product: scavenger receptor class F member 1-like
Exons: 5
Coding region: 85-1092 (335 amino acids)
Source: RefSeq, a predicted model, not a curated record